CUUCACAUUUCUCAGCUGAACACAAUACCUAUCUCAAAUUGCUCUUUCAAAGUGUACCAGAAACUUUAAUAAGUCCCUUUUUUGUCUAUAUUUUUUGCUUUGUUUGAAGCCUUCAAUAUGCAGACUUCAACAGAUUCUCCACCAACUCGUGAAAUUGGCAACGAUUCAGCAUCCAACAUGCACACUACUUCAACAGAGUUUCCAACCCCUUCACCAACUCGUGAUGUUAGCAACGGUACAGAUAUAGUCAGAGAUGUAAUAUUAUGGAAGAGGAAGAAUUUGAGUGUUCUAACACUUUUAGCAGCUACAGCCAUAUGGCUAGCACUUGAAGUCUAUGAAUUGAAAUUCGUGACACUCUUUUCCUGGAUGUCCAUGCUCGCGGUUGCGUUUCUCUUUUUCUGGGGUAACAUACAUAGGCUUUUGGGGAAAGAGCCAGUGGACAUGUCAGCGAUGUAUAUAAGCGAGAAAUCAGCUAGGGAAAUGGGGGCCAAAAUCCAGGAAUAUGUGGAAAAAAGCCUGCGAUUAGUAUUUAGCGUGAGUGCCGAGAAAGAAUGGCUCGUUUUUGCCGGAAGUGUAGCUUCUUUGGGCUUGAUCUCGGUGGUUGCUAGCUACUUUGAUUUACUUUCGCUUCUCUACUUUGGUGUCGUGGUGGGACUGACUGGACCAUUUGUAUAUGUGAAAUAUGAGCACAAGAUUAAGGAGUGGGGGCAGAAAGUAAGAGUGAGGUAUCAAAGAUGUUAUGCCACGGUGGUGCAGAAGGCGCAGGAAAUGAAGAACAAGCUGCAGGAAAUGAAGAACAAGAUGCAGGAGAAGAAAAGGAAGAAAAUGGAGUAGUCACUGGUUCAAAUUUUUUUUUAAAAAAUAACUUUGUUCGGUAGUAAUAAAGUGAAUGUGAUUUUUCUAUGAAUUGGAAUCUUUCAGUUUA
Molecule: messenger RNA, 925 nt
Organism: Nicotiana tabacum (common tobacco)
Lineage: Eukaryota; Viridiplantae; Streptophyta; Magnoliopsida; Solanales; Solanaceae
Product: reticulon-like protein B13
Biological process (GO): response to bacterium
Source: RefSeq, a predicted model, not a curated record